Messenger RNA from Wyeomyia smithii (pitcher-plant mosquito), 4341 nucleotides. RefSeq names its product zinc finger protein 436-like. The record is from RefSeq and is a predicted model, not a curated record. Lineage: Eukaryota; Metazoa; Arthropoda; Insecta; Diptera; Culicidae. The coding region runs from base 1422 to 2618 and encodes 398 amino acids. The transcript has 5 exons.
GUUUUCUAGUCACGAGUGGAAAGAAUAUUAUGGGUGUUCAUGUCGAGCUCGUAAACAAAUACCCAGCCGUAAAAAUACUCACCUCCAUUGACGAGUAAUGGAAGAUACACAGUUUACGGCUGGGUAUUCGUAUACGAGCUCGAUGUGAAGACCCCUAUUGUUGAUAACUCGUAAAAAGGAAUUGUUUUGUUUUGUGUACCUUGGCUUUGUAAGCGAAAUGGAGAAAUUCAGACCAAUAAAGAUAGAAGAGCUGAUGUUAUUCGACGCUGUGCCUGCGGAAAAGAAAACUUCAGUCGAUAUCAGCGAUCGGUCCCGCGGGGAAACGUCUGUAACGAACGCCGUGAUUGAAGGCUCAACUGCUAUGAAUCCAAAACCGACAACAAAUACCACUGAUGAGAUUGUGACUACUGCAGCUUAUAAGAAAGUUAAAGCUUCUCGCACCAGUUGGAAACCUGGGAAGCGCCCUAGGAAACGAUGUUUUGCAUGUGAAAUCUGCAACAUAACAGUCAGCACACCUGAACGUUUGCAUCACCACAUGAGUGCUCAUACAGGAGACCGGAACUUCCAGUGUGACAUAUGCGGACAACGUUUUGUCCUUAAAACAAACUUAUCGGUUCACAUGAACAUACACCGUACAGAUUGCCCGUAUAAGUGCCCGAAUUGCGAUAGAAAAUUAGAAACCUAUGCUCUUCUCGUAGAUCAUAGGCGCAUUCACAGCGAUGAGCGGCCCUUCGUAUGCGAGAUCUGUAACGCAUGUUACAAGCGACCUAAGGCUUUAAAGCGUCAUAUGCGGAAGAUCCACGAGGUCGAUCCCUAUCCACGAAACGUGGAAAGUUUGGAGCCAACUCGGACUGAUAACAACCGAACACACAACUGCGACAUAUGCGGCAAACAGUACAUAGAAAAGAGAUCACUUCGAUUGCAUCUGCUGCAUCAUCAGAGCACUGUUUUACCUCAGUGCGAAAUUUGCAAUAAAGGCUUCCGCUCCGUUUACAUUCUGAAGAAACAUCAGAAAACACACGAAACAAAACUCAGCUGCGAUGUGUGUGACAAAACGUUCACCAGAGUGUUCGCGCUAAAUGUUCAUAAGGGUCGUCAUGGAGGAGAGAGGAAACUGAAAUGUGAAAUAUGUGGCAAAGCGUUUUUCCAUAGGACACCAUUAGGGAAACAUCUUAAAACUCACAGCGGAAAGCUGCCCCAGUUUGUGAUUAAUGAAAAAUAAAUCAUGAUAUAACUAAGCUGAAAGUUUGUAAAUACAUAAGAAAAAGAACCGCUCGGAGAAGCCGUAGAAAUGCGAAACUUGCUGGAUAUAUUAUUUUGUAGCCGAAAGUCGAAAAAAAUUAUGUCCUCGUGGUUCACUCACAGUUGAUUUUAUUAUUCGAUCGAUUCAGAUCGAGUUGAAUAAGCAGCUUUUAGCGUGCAUGAUAUGUUUUUGUUUUCUAUUUCGAGUAGGAAAAUUGUAUAUACAUAUAGAGUUCUUGCUGUUUUUACCUUGUAAACGUAAAAGCUAUAGUAAAUUAAGUAAUUUGGUUGCGAGUUUUGUAAUAAGUGAAAUGGAGGAUUCGACUCAAAUAAAGGUAGAAGAGCUGAUAAUAUUCGACACUUUGCCUACGGAAGAGGAAACUCCAUUCGCGAGCAGUGAUCGAUGCUCUGGUGAAACGACUGUAACGGAUGCCUUGAGAGAAGGUUUAAUUGCUGUGAAACAGGAACCUUUAACGGAUACCGAAAUUUCACUUUUUAGCUCCAGCAACGGCAAUACUGACGAUGAUUCAACGAAAAAGUACGUUUGUGAGAUCUGCAACAAGAAAUAUAACCGAAAAGUCAACUUCGAUAAACAUAGAAAAACUCACAGCGGCAAACACUCUUUCACAUGUGAUAUGUGUAAUGAAACAUUCAGCACAGCUGACCGGUUGGAACACCACAAGAGCACUCACACAGGAGAGCGGAAAUUCAAGUGUGAAAUUUGCGACCGACGUUUUUUUGUGAAAGCAAAACUAUUGUUCCACCUUAAAAUACACAGCACGGAUUGCCCGCACAGGUGCACGGUUUGUGAUAAGAAAUUCACAACUGGUUGUCAUCUCGUUGAUCAUAUGCGAUGUCACAGCAAUGAGCGCAACUUUAAGUGCGACAUCUGUGGCUUAUCGUACAAGAGACCUAAAGCUUUACAGAGUCAUAUCCAGAAAAUCCACAGGGUCGAUCCCUCCCUAAGUGAAACAGAAAGUUCACGACUCGAGCUGACUGAUAACACUCCGAGCUACAGCUGCGAUAUAUGCGGCAAACAGUUCAAACACGAGACAUCACUUCGCUUACAUCAGUAUCUUCACCAGAGCACUCUUUCACUUCAGUGCGAAGUUUGCAAACAAGCUUUCCAUUCCACCUAUGCGUUUAAGAGACACUCAAAAACACACGAAAAACAGCUCAGCUGUGACGUAUGUGACAAAACAUUCACAAGAGUUGCCACUUUAAAUCGUCAUAAGGUCCUUCAUGGAGGAGAGUGGAAACAUAAAUGUGAACUUUGUGGUAAAGCAUAUCCCCGCAAGGAAUCUAUAGCGAAACAUCUUGAAAAGCAUACACAUGCCAAAAAGGGAUCAAAGAAUAAGACAUCUCGCUCAGUUUAAUACGUAUUGUUGAAUAGACCAAGUGAAUAAACGAGAGAUAACUGGAAUUUGGAUUUAGUGACUAUCUUCAAAAGAAUCGAUCAAGUGAGUAUAAAGCAAAAAGUCCAUCGCUUUACGUUUCUGUUGAAAGUAAAUUUUUAUUUCUCUUGUCAAAUAAAGAUUGUGAUCCUGGCUACACGCCAGGAGAUUGCUUACAGGUUAAUAUAGUAUCUAAAUCGGUCAUUGACGACACACGCUAAGUCUGAAAAGCCCCAAGCGCAAUCGAUACGAUUGCGUUGCGUUAACGUUAGUUUGACAGAAAAAGUAUGGGAACAAGGGGCAAGAUCGCCAUACGGGGCAGAAUGGGCAUAUGUUGUUUCUAGGUUUCUGGCAGUAAUUUUGGAACUGUUAUAAAUUUGAAUCAUUAACAUUAAUCUGAAGAUGUAAUUUUAUUCGAAAUAACUGGAAAAAACAAAUUCGCUUUUACACAAUAAACAAUUGUAUCAUUCAUGCACGUCUUGCGUAUAAUAUUAUAGCUCACAAGCGCGAAAAAUAAGGGUUUUUGCAUGCGUAUGUGUCGUUUUUGGCUCGAAAGUUUAUUUUCGGUAAUCGUUAUUGAUAUUCAAACAGUUUCAAUAAAUAAUGCAGUGUUUUCAAAUGAAAUAUCAUCUAAAAACAGCUCUUUCUCAUAAGUGUUUCUCAUGGGGCAGAACGGGCACUGCUGGUAGGGGCAAAAUUGUCAUACCUAUGCCCGAAAACAUAACCUACAAACCAGAAAGUGCUGUCAAAAAAGUAAACAUCGUGCUAGCAACAGUUAAUAGUAAAAUGGUUCGGAAUUACAAACGGUUGUCGGGGCGCAAAAAAUGAUCACAGUCAUCAUUGGCCACUGCUAUAGACGCGGUUAUUUCUCAUCGAAUGUCAGUGAACCGAGCGGCUAUUGCACACGGCAUUCCACGGCAAACGUUAAGCCGACAUUUAAGGCUGCGUCGAACAGAUUCGUUUGUUGACAAUCAUUAAAAUAAAGUUACCUAAAUUUAAAUUUUGAAAUGUUUUAUUACUUCUUCAUCCGCACAGUAGUGUUUUAUGGACCAAAAUCUUAUUUUUAUAUGCGGGCAAAUUCAUAGAUAAUUUUCAAAUUGAAAAAGGCUAAAAAAUUAUGCUGUUUCGGAGUAUAAAUAGUGAAACAGGAAAGGAAAACUUUGUUUCGGUACCUACGAUUGUACGUUACAUUGAUACAUUGUUUAAUGUUUGCUUGAAUUCGAAAAAUAUGAACAUGCCCAUUAUGCCCCAUAGGUAUGCCCAAUCUACCCCGUACCGCGACCAGCCUCAUACUUUUUAGUGGCUUAGGAAAUUAUUUAUAAAUAUUAAAGUAACCUUUUUCUUUAGUUUCCAAUGUAGCAACUCUUGAGUUUUAUUCUUACUCUAUGUAGUAAAUAUGUAUUCAGUAGCUUUUUGCUCACUUUGCCCUAACAAUUGUGCGCGUUUAUAAAACCCUUUUUUAUCAAGAAAAAAUGCUAAAACAAGAAUGUUUUGUACACGGAGUAGCUGUGAGAGUGAGAAACGUACAUAUUUAGCGAAUUCAGUUAGAUCAUUAUGAACUAGUAAAAUGAUGGAUUGAAUUUCUAGUAAGGCUGAUUUAUAUAGAAGGCUGUUUUCUGCGAUAUUUGAGUAAAAUAAAGGUUCUCGACUUAAUAACAAUUCAACUGGUUAGAAAUUUUAGCAUCUAGUAUAUUGAUAACCUAAC